CAGAACCCCGAGGAGCUCGACGCGACCGCGACGCUCCGUCAUUCACGAGCUCGGAGUGUCCUCGCAACCAGGAAGAGGAGCGCGCGCGCACUCGGGCUCGCGCCGACGGAGCGACCCGGCGCGGCGACGGCGCCGCUUCGCCCCGCUCGGCGCUCCGCGUCCACGUCGCGUGCGGUGAGUGCGAGACCUCGGAAUGCGGCCCGCGUGAGAAAAAUGCGCUGUGACCGUCGCGCUGCUGUCUUUUAAAACCAGCAGACUGAUGAGCACUUGCAGCUCUCUUCCGGAGGUCUUGUGAUGUCUUAGGAGGAGGCAGACUUCUACUAACCUCUACGUAAAAGGUCACGAUGGACAAUCAGGGACCCAAGGAUCUGCCACAGCAUCAUGAAGUGGAAGAAAACUCAGAGAAUGAAGAGGAAGAUGAGCCCAAGGUGUGCCAGGUGUGUGGAGACCGGGCCACGGGGUACCACUUCAAUGCCAUGACCUGUGAGGGCUGCAAAGGCUUCUUCAGGCGAGCCAUGAAGCGGCCGGUGAAUUUCAGCUGCCCGUUCCGGGGUGUCUGCAUCAUCACCAAGAACAAUCGGCGACAGUGCCAAGCAUGUCGUCUGCAGAAGUGUCGGAGCAUUGGCAUGCUCAAGGAGUUGAUCAUGUCAGAUGAGGAGUUGGGGCAGCGUCGACGACUUCUUGAGAGGAGGAGGAAGCGGGCAGAGCCUGUCAUUCUGAGUACCCAGCAGGAAGCUGUGAUCCAAGAGCUCCUGAAUGCACAGAAGAAGACCUUUGAUAUCUCAUUUGUCCACUUUACUCACUUCCGGCCUAUUGACCGCACCCUGGCCCCCAUGCAACAGUAUCGGCAGACCUGCCAGGAAACCACAACCAACACCUGGCCUAGUGACAUACAAGAGGCCAGUUUACCCUGCUCAUCUUCCUCCUCACCCUGCUCCUCAUCUUCACAAGAAGUAAAACCAGAGGACAGCUGUGGAAAAGACAGGGCCUUCACUACAUUACCUCACAUCGCAGAUCUCUCCACUUAUAUGAUCCAGCAAAUCAUCAGUUUCGCCAAGAUGCUCUCAUCUUUCAACUCUGUAUUCCGUAGAGAACUGUCCAUCGAGGACCAGAUCUCUCUGCUGAAGGGCGCCACUUUCGAGUUGUGUCAGAUCCGCUUCAACAUGCUGUUCAACGAGUCAUCGGGAAUGUGGGAAUGUGGCCCUCUCACAUACUGCAUGGAUGACGCUGCACGUGCUGGCUUCCAACCCCACUUACUGGACCCUCUGAUGAAGUUCCACUACACACUGCGCAGACUACACCUUGACGAUUCUGAGUACGUGCUCAUGCAGGCCAUCGCCCUCUUCUCCCCAGAUAGGCCAGGUGUGACUGACAGCAAGACCAUUGACCAACUCCAGGAGAUGCUCGCCCUCACGCUCAAGACAUAUAUAGAGUCCAAGAGGACUUCCCCAAAGAAGCACUUGCUGUACCCCAAGAUCAUGGGAUGCCUGACAGAGAUGCGCUCUAUGAAUGAGGAGUACACAAAGCAGGUGCUCCAGAUACAGGACAUCCAGCCUGAAGUGCCGCCACUCAUGCUGGAAGUGUUCAGCAAGAUCACCUAGUGCUGCAGGACACUAAGUACUGGAGAACCCAGACUGUGGACCUGCACAUACAUUAAGGAAGCACUGGAGGGUCUAGGUAUGAACAUCACCUUAGGUAGCCUGUGGGACAGAACUUAUGAAUGUUCUCAAGGCCCCUUUGACUUUUUUUUCCACAAGGUUGAAUGACAUUUUUGAAGAUACUGUAUAGUUUGCAGAAAGAUUUUGCAAGUUCUGUAUAUGAAAAUGAAUGCUAUUUAUGCCACACAUCAGGACAGACCUCUCUGUGUAUCUAGUAUAUUUCUGAAAGAGCUGUCUGGAGUGGACACAGUAGAACAUUCCCUUCAGGAGACUAGUUCCCUUCCAUCUUCUUUUCUUUCAGUUUUUAUUUGGAGUUUUGUCCUCUACAUUCUCCCUUGGGUCACAGAUGAAUUGCUGUCUAGUUUGCCGUAGUAAAGGCGGAGGUAGGGGCAGACAUACAUGUCAAUGCGCACACUCCGUGACCACCCUGUUCUAAACUUCUCUGCCUUUGCAUUUAAAGCUAGAGCAGCAGGUGGUUUAACAGAGCAGUUGUCCUGCAGUCAAAGGACUUGGGUUUGACAUAUUGCUCCUGUUGUGUACUUACUUACCUUGAAUUGAUUUUAAUUCUAACACUAAACUGUCUUGGAUAAAGCUAUUGGCUGAUUAAAUAAAUGUAAAAUAACUGAAAGGAUAUCGAAAGACAAAUUCAGCUUCAGGCCCAAAUUAUUGUCACAGGUUGCAGUGUUGUGCACCAUUACAGCAAUGUAUUUUCUGAAGUUGAAGUUCUUUCUCAGCGGUACAUCAUAAGUGCAAUGAAGCCAUGAACCUUUCAAAUAACUAGUAUUCAACAGAUAACUAUUUGCACUCAUGGAGUUACCAUAAUUUAUAAGCUGGUCAUUUAAUGUAUUUUCUCAGAACUCAAGCUAUGCUGAUCCAAGCAAUUCUUAGUAAAAACUGUUUAAAGUUACUAUCUAAAAUAGUAUGAGAGUCUUUUGAUGCUGGUGCAGGCUGUACCUACUACGUUCUGCUGUUAAGUUUACUUUUUGUCAUUCCUAUUAAAGGAUACUGCAUAAUGCUGCUUAGAAUAUUACUGGUAUUACCUGUCAUAGCACAUCGGGUAUUGGUUAUAUCUUCUACCUGGCAUUCCAAGGAUCCAGAUUUGAAGCCCACCCCCCUUCAGCAAGACUGUUACCUUGAAUUCCUCCAGAAAAAAUGAGCAUAUAAGUAAGGGCAGUUUAACAUUUUAAGUCACUACUAGGAAAACGAUCAGCAGCUAAAUAGUAAAUGUAAGUGUGUCUACCACAAGCUUAAUAAACAUUUACAUUUAUUUAGCUCUUUUCUCCAA
Molecule: messenger RNA, 2943 nt
Organism: Scleropages formosus (Asian bonytongue)
Lineage: Eukaryota; Metazoa; Chordata; Actinopteri; Osteoglossiformes; Osteoglossidae
Gene: nr1i2
Product: nuclear receptor subfamily 1, group I, member 2
Exons: 10
Coding region: 345-1601 (418 amino acids)
Biological process (GO): negative regulation of transcription by RNA polymerase II; positive regulation of transcription by RNA polymerase II; cell differentiation
Cellular component (GO): nucleus
Molecular function (GO): zinc ion binding; nuclear receptor activity; RNA polymerase II cis-regulatory region sequence-specific DNA binding
Source: RefSeq, a predicted model, not a curated record